This is a messenger RNA of Protopterus annectens (West African lungfish), 9015 nucleotides long. RefSeq names its product bromodomain adjacent to zinc finger domain 2A (gene BAZ2A). The transcript is spliced from 30 exons. Bases 1022 to 7507 code for a protein of 2161 amino acids. Gene Ontology annotation, molecular function: protein binding; DNA binding. The record is from RefSeq and is a predicted model, not a curated record. Lineage: Eukaryota; Metazoa; Chordata; Ceratodontiformes; Protopteridae. Gene Ontology annotation, cellular component: rDNA heterochromatin.
AGCCUUUGCUUUCAUUUCAUUUCCAUUUAGUUUCUGUCUGUCUUGGUAGUCGUACUGUAUUUAAUAUUACCAGUCACGUUUGUUCGUAUCAAGUAUAAAUGUUCAGAGGAUAAAUACGAGCAUUUAGUGUGCUUCCCUGUGUUAGUCUCCCACUUCUUCAGCUACUUGUCUCCGGGGACCGAACCUUCUCUUUCCGUAGAUUGUUUUAAUCUCAACUUGCACACAUCCCUGCCUCAUAGUUAAGAGGACACUUGAGGAGCAUCACGGUGUUUAUUCUAGAUGAGAUUUUGUCAUACUUUUCCCAAUCACAUUGCUUCUUAUCGUCAGUUAUCACCCUAACUAUUCAUGUUAUGACAACUGUCCUUGUGGAAUAGCUUGCGAGUUUAGUAAACAAAAGAAAAGCACUAACUACCUCACUUGUAAAAAACUGUGAAGCUGUAAUAAAGAAUAAUGAUAAAGAACAGUGGUAAAGCAGUUUUACGCGCAUACCAUUAUUAGUUUUGUAGGCGAGCAAUUAUGCACAUGUGUGAAAAGCGUCUGAUAUUUCCUAUGUUCUUCGGUGUGCUGGAGAUGCUGAAAUCAGAGAAACAGCAAAUAGAAGAGAGGCCUACAUAACAGGCCGGACGUGGAACAAAAUAAAUAUGUUUUAUUUAUUUAAUAUCCUAUUAAUGCGUCGAGAAUGAUUCCGCCUGUAUUGUAAUACCCAAUGUGAGGAUCUCUUGUUAUUAUGGGACCCGUCUGAAGCUGAAAGUUCUCGUGCGGUGGGACUGAAAUAUUGGUUGCUAAUUUGUUGUUAUUUUUAAGGCCUCGCUUCGAUUUUCCGUGGCGUUUUAAUUUUUUUUCUUAAUUGAAAAUACGAAAGAUACAAGGAGAUGCUGUACAUGCUGGAGUAAUUAUUGUGAACUAAAACUGACAUGCUGUGGAGGAAAUUGAAGUUGCUCUCCCAGGUCAUGGUGUCGUUGAACCAAGUUGGUAGUAUUGAUCUGGUGAACUAGUUUUCUCAGGAGUGGCACCCUCUGACAUGGAAAACGAUGAUUUUAGUUUUACUGGUCUACCAUCUCUCACCUCAGGUUUUAAACCUUGUUCCUCAGGGGAUAACCUCUUCAUUAACGGGUCUUCUAUGAACUUUUCUCAGCAUGGAAAAUGUUUGAAUGGAGAUAUGAAUGUUAAUGGCAUAUCUACUGUCUCUCACAGCAGUACUUCAGGGACCUUGACUUCUGCUCAUCAGUCUGUUAUGGGGCGCAACCAUCAGUUCAACAUUGAGUAUGACUGUCUCUGGAGUCUUACCCCAUUAUCUUCUGUAAAUACUGGAAAUUUCAAAGAAGGCCUGAGCAUUCCACACUUUCCCACUGAACGGCAGGAUAAUGAAAACAGUGUGGGACUUGCACACCAAGUUACAUCUGGACACACUUCCAUUUCUGGUAGAAGUGAGAUUUGCGGAAAUUGUGUUCAGGAUACCAUAACACUGGAUUUUGGUUCUAAGGAGCUUUAUACUUCCAGCCAAAGUCCAUACUUAAUGCUGCACUCAAAAAGGCCCUCUGAUUACUUUGUGCCCUAUCCUGCUGUCAGCUUACAGACUACAGGCAGUCAGCCCUUUGGAACUGUGUUGAGCUUGCAGGGGGAUAAAAUUAUUGAACAAUCCAGUGCAUCAUUUAUGAAAGAACCUACCUCUACCAUAACUGAAAAUGAUACUGAAAUAGAAACCACAAACAGGUUUGCUGCCUCAGAAACAGACUUUAAAACCUUUACCUAUAGUGAUGCCAACAACUUUAGUGGAAUAGAAGAGACUGUGGAGUCAUCUCCUCAACCAGCCAUCUCCACAUCUGAAAAUGCAGAAUCUAACUUUCAGGAUGAAGCAUCUUUGCUUAGUGUUCCACUGGAUAGCUCUCAACUCCUGUCUUCCAAAUUGGAGUCUCUUAGUUCUUCUUCUUUAACUCAAGACUCUGAAAAUGAAAUUAAUUAUGACAUGGAAGAGUCAGAUAGUGAAGAUGGGAGAGCAGAACUGGAAGGGACUUUAAAAUUCUGUAACCCAGACUGUACAGAAGAUUCAUCAGUAGAUGAUUACCCUCCUUUCACCAUUGUUGCUGAAGACAGCUGUAAUUCUAGCAUUGUCACUGAAGACAGCAGGAAUUUCAGCACAGUGACUGAAGAUGAUAUGUAUUCCAGCACUGUGGCUGAAGAGAGCGUGGAUUCCAGCACUGUGGCUGAAGAUGUCCAUAAUUCAAGCAUUCUGGAUGAAGACAGUCAGAACGUUAGGACUGUAGCUGAAGACUACUGGAUCUCCACCAGUGUGGCUGAAGAUAGCUGGAAUUCUAGUAGUGUGGUCAAGGACAUCUGGAAUUCCAGCACUGAGACUGAAGAUUUCUCUACGUCUAAUGUUACAGCUGAAGACAGCCUGCACUCCAGCAUUAGCCAGAAGCCUAGUGUUAUAGCUGAAGGUAGCCAGCACUCCAACAUCAAUGCUGCGGAUAACCAACACUCUAAAACUGUGACUGAAAGCAGUCAGCACUCUAACAUUGUGACUGAAAUUAGCAGACACAGUAGUGUUGUGUUUGAAGACCAGCACUGUAGUUUUGUGUCUGAAGACAGGUGCCACUCUGGCAUUUUUGCUGAAGAUGACCAGCACUGUAACCUUGUGGCUGAAGAUGGACAGCAUUCUGGACAGGUGACUGAAGACAGUCACCUUUCUUAUAUUGUCACUAAAGAAAACACACAAUGUGGUACUGUGACUAAAGGCAGCUGGCGCUCUGAAGAUGGACAACAUUCUAGCAUUAUGGCUGAAGAUGAACAGCACUCAUGCAUGGCAGCUGAAGAAAAUUGGCAUUCUGGAAUUCUACCCGAACGUAGUCAGCACUCUGGUGUUUUGACUGAAGGUGGCAGGCAGUCUGACUUUUCUGAGGGCAACCAGAAACCCAGCAAUGUAGACAUGGUUGUGGUACAGUUUAACCAGAAAGGCAGUAUGACUGUAGAAGACCAGCAAAAUGCCAGUACUUUGAUCAAACACCAGGAUAACUCCAGUAUUGUGAUUAAAAAGAAAGGGAGUUUUAAAAGUUUGGCUAAAGAUAACAAACAGUUAAGUGCUGUGAUUGAAAAUUUUCAGGACUCUGUCACUACGGAUGAUGUUGAUCAGAACCCUAGCACUGUACUCAGUGAUGGCAAGAACUCCAUCAGUAUAAAUGAAGAUAGCAGUCCCAUCAGUUUGGGUAAAAGUAGUCCGAAGUCCAGCAUUCUUACUAAAGAUGACCAGAAGUCCAUCACUGUGCCUGAAGAUGGACAGAAGUCUACUUUCCUCUUUACUGCUGCUUCUGUUUCCAUCUUGGAUUCCUGUUGUGACUUUGGCAAUACUGAUGGAUGUCAAAAGUUGGAAACAUUGGAUGUGCAGACCCCUGUAAUGCUAAAGAAGCCUGGCAGAGCCACAGACGUAACUGCUGAUUGCAAUGUUAUGGAGAUUACAACACCCUUUAAGAGUGAAAACAAAGAAACCGAAGCACCUAAUCAGCUAACAAAUGUCACAAUACGCCGUCGACGAAUUGCAACCCAGCAGCAGGUGUGCUUCCCUUUACAGCACGGGUGGAGAAGGGAGGUUCGUAUCAGGAAAGGAAGUAGUCGCUUACAGGGAGAAACCUGGUAUUAUGCACCUUGUGGGAAAAGAAUGAAGCAGUUUCCAGAGGUUAUUAAGUAUUUGUCUCGACAUCAGGUGCAGAAUGUCAGCAGAGAGCACUUUAGUUUCAGCCCAAGAAUGCCGGUUGGAGAUUUUUAUGAGGAAAAGGAAACACCUGAGGGAUUGCAAUGGGUUAUGCUAACUUCGGAAGAAAUUCCUUCACGUAUCAUUGCAUUAACAGGCAAGAGAGGUCGCCCACGUAACACAGGUAAACCACAGCUGAAGGAAAUUUUGAAAGUGAAACGUAGAAGGGGGAGGCCCGCAAAGGUCAAACUGGUUGAUUUAUUGAGCAAAGCAGAUAUUAGACUCCUGAAGAGACUUCAGUCUCAAGAGAUUUUGACUGAGGAAGAAAAGAAGAUCAUCAGCAAGCUCAAAAGGAAAAUGAGAAAAAAGGCAAAGAAUAAACGAAAGGGGGAUUUAGAGAAAGCCAAGAUGAAAGAAGCGAAAAAAAUGAUUAAGGAGGAAAAGGAAAAAGAAAAGGAAGUAGAGGGGAAAAAAAUGACAAUCUGGCAAGCCCGGAAGGUAGAAAGGAAGUUGCAGGUUCAAAGAAGGUUGGAGGAGCGCAAACGUCAGCAGAUGAUUUUGGAGGAAAUGAAGAAGCCAGCAGAGGAUAUGUGUCUCCCAGACCACAAGCCUUUACCUGACUUCUUCCACAUUCCUGGCCUCAUAUUGCCUGGGCGUGCUUUUUCAGACUGCCUCAUGGUUGUGGAAUUCUUACACAGUUAUGGCAAAGUCCUGGGUUUUAACAUUGCCAAAGAUGUGCUUAGCCUUCGUACACUCCAGGAAGGAUUGUUUAACUUUGGUGACAGCACAGGUGAAGUCCAAAGUUUACUUGUGAAACUACUGCAAGCUGUACUAUGUGAUCCAGGUCUGCCAUCUCCUUAUCAGUCUGCUAAAAUCCUUGGCAGAAGGAUAUCUGAAAUUGCAUUGGACAGAGAUAACGUGUCUGAAGUACUUCGCAUCUAUUUGGAGGCUUGUGGAUCUGAAGCAGAAUUCUGUAAAAGCCUGCAGACAGCACCAUUUCAGGCUCAUGAACCAGAAAAAAAGGCUGCUAUCCUUGCCUUUCUAGUUAAUGAACUGAAUGGCAGCACAGUUGUAAUCAGGGAGAUAGACAAAACCCUGGACAACAUGGCAGAUUACAGAAGGAACAAGUGGAUUAUAGAAGGCAAGCUCCGCAGGUUGAGGGCUGCUUUGGCUAAGAAAAUUGGCUGCACAGAGAUGGAAAUUUUCAACAAGGAGGAUGGCGAACAAUGCCCCAACUCAGAGGUCUUGGACAAGAAUAAUUUUGAUGGAGAUGGGUAUGUCAUCAAGAAAAACAGGAUGGAGGAAGAUGAGCAGCAGGAGGGCAAGAAUCUUGCUUCAUCCAGUGUUUUUGAACUGGAAAAACAGGUUGAAAAGUUGGUCAAGCGUCAGAUGUUCUUCCGGAAAAAGCUACUCCAUGCAUCCCAUUCAUUACGAGCCUUGUUACUGGGUCAGGACCGCUACAAACGUCGCUAUUGGGUAUUUCCUCACUUUGGUGGCAUCUUUGUCGAGGGGUCUGAAGAGUUACUGGUGCCUGAUGAACCCGUGAAAAAAGAAGAAAGUGUCAGAACAAUAAUUCCAAAAAUGUACUUGGUGAAAAAUGAGACUGAAGAGUCACCAAUAAAACUUAAGGCUGAUGGGAGAUCUGUCAGGGGUCGUGGCAGGCCAAGAAAAAUGAAAUGUGAGCCAAAUUUGCAAGAGUUGCACAUACAAAGACAAAUGUCCACUGUAACCAGUGAAUUUCCAAAACCACUGCCUUCCUCCAGUUACUGCCCACAUGAUCUCAGCCAGUCCGCUUUUCUGUCAUGGCUAAAUCAGUCACAAAACUUUUUGGGCAGCUCUGUAAAGACUAUUGAAAGUAGGCCUGCAGAACGUCAAUGUAGUUGGAACUCUGCUGAGAAGGCCACAGCCAGUAAUAAACUCUUGCAGUGCUGUACUUCUGUAUUUGAACAUUCAAGAGUUGAUGCAAAGAGCAAAAAAUAUUGGUUCAGUGUAUUACCCAGGACUCCUUGUGAUGCUACCUCUCUAACUCACCCAUCAUCUUACUCUGGACAGGCUUUGAAGCCACAAAUAGCAACAGCUUCUCCUAGCUUUCCAAGAGUUGAAACUUUCAGAAUGUGCACUUUCAACCAGCUAUUUAAAGAGUCAAGUAGGCACACUGUGGAAGGAAGGCUAACCGGAUGUAAGAGUCUACCUGCUAUUGCUUUGCCCAACAAGACAGUUCCCCACACCUGCAGCACCUCUUUUAAGGGGCACAGUACUAAUCCCCAUGUGGUCUCAAAUUCUGUCCUUUUGGGAUUCACUGUGGCAGGUCUACCUAGACGCAGAGGUCGUCCUUCAUCUAGGUUGUUUAAACAAAUCGAACAGAAGUACCUUUCACAGCUCACAGCCCCCCCAAUUCCUGUUGGCAUGCGGAGUGGUUGGUGGCUGAUAAAGUCUCCAGAAGAGUUGGAUACACUGCUAGUGAGGCUUCAUCCUAGGGGAAUCCGGGAGAAGGCUCUUCAUAAGCAGCUCACCAGACACCUUGAGUAUCUUAAAGAGGUGUGUGCACGACCUAAGAAUGAUCCUGUUUUUGAACUCACUAUUGAAGAGAGUACAUUACUGUCAAAAGAGAGGUUACACAAGUGGUCUGUUGCAGAGGAGACAUGCAAAAUUGAUUUAUUUGUUCUUCAGCUGGUUGAAGACUUAGAGCAGAGGGUGGUCCUUUCAGAUCUACAACUACGGGGCUGGAUGUGCACAGACCCUGAUUCCUCAAGGGAAGAUUUGGAGUACUUUGCCCAGAAACUUGAUCCUACAGAUGACUGCAUUUUGAAAAAUAAAAAGGAAAGUUCUGCGAUUGAGAGAAGGCUCACCAACCCCUUGGAUCUGGCAGUCCUGCGCCUGACUGUACUAGAGAAGGCUAUUGAAAGGAGAUAUUUGAAGGAACCGUUGUGGAAUCAGAGCGAGAUUGUUAUAGAGAAGGCAUCAGCUGUCAAUCCUGAGGCUACACAAGACUGUCUUGCUGUGAUGGAAGAGGAAAAUGCAAUUACUCUCAGACUUCGCACAUGGCGACAAACUCUACAAAGGUGCAGAAACUGUGCUCAGGUAGCCCUCUGUAUCCAACAGCUGGAGCAGUCUAUUGCUUGGGAGCGAUCCAUCAAUAGAGUGAUGUGUUUGGUGUGCAGGAAAGGUGACGAUGAUGAAUAUUUGCUGCUAUGUGAUGGCUGUGACCGUGGCUGUCACAUGUUUUGUCAUAGACCACCACUCACAGAAAUCCCUGAGGGUGACUGGUAUUGCCGAGAAUGUACUGCCAAGGUUAGUGGUACAUCUUCUGGAAGAGGCUAUUCAAAGUGGGGAAGGAAGAGGAAAAUUGGUCAUCUUUGGCAUGACAGUUACUAUGAGGCCGAAAGUCCAAAGAGGAGAGUUAUCACAAGGAGUCAAGAAAAACAAAGAAUGACACUAUCACAGAACUCAAGAGAAAGCCUUUCUCAUAGUAAGAAGAGGAAAAUGUCGAAGAAAAAUGAGAGCCCUGACCUCACCUUGUGCGAGAUUAUUCUUAUGGAAAUGGAGUCCCAUGCUGAUGCUUGGCCUUUCUUGGAGCCUGUGAAUCCCAAACUUGUUCAUGGUUACCGAAAGCUCAUCAAGUAUCCUAUGGACUUUGGCACAAUGAGAGAAAAAUUGCUUACUGGAGGGUAUGCAAGUUGUGAAGAGUUUGCUGCAGAUGCUGAACUGGUAUUUGAUAACUGUCAGACAUUCAAUGAGGAUGACUCUGUGGUUGGUAUAGCAGGACUUGCUAUGAGGAAUUUCUUUCAGAGACGAUGGGCUGAACUUUAUCAGGAAAAAUAAUACAAGAAAUACUGAAUUGUUUAUGAAUGAUAAGUAGCCUAAAAUCAGAAUGUAGCACCUCACUUUGCUACUCUCAGAAAAGAAGACUGGAAAAGCAGUUUCAGAAUUAGCUCAGGAAGAUGUGAUACCUGUUGAAUCUGAAGGCUGUCGAAUGGUUUGGAGUGAAAAUGUAGUUCUUCAUAACAUAUUUUCAUGGAUAUAAUCAUGGACAACGCCAAGCAGGGUUAACUAAAUCUGUUGUGGGCUGUAAGCCAAAACAAAAAGUUAAAAAAAAUCUUUUAGCUAAAAUGCUAGAAAUAUUUUAUAGCAAUAGUUUGUGUGAACACCACAGUUUUGUAUUGUCCAAGAAAAGCGUGAAAUGGCCAGUAAAGUGGAUUUUUACCAGAGGUUUAUUGCUUCAGGACAAUGCGCUGGGCACUUUAACUUCACAGAAUGUGCUACUUCCACUUGUCUCACUGUUCUUGCACUGCCCAUGUGGAUGGAAUUCUGCAGUUGGUUUGAAGAGGUUAAAGGAUGACAUUUCUGAAUUUUGUUACAUUUGGCAUAUUCAGAAAAAUCAAACAUGCAGAAUUGUAUGUCUUUUAUUGAUGGAGGCAUGGUAGAGAACAUGAUACAAUAUAUAAGUGACGUCUCAAGUCACCUGUAACACAGAUUAUAUGCAAUGUUAUCUGCUGGUCCAGUUAUUGUUGUGGAAUUUUCUGUGUUCUUAUUUUGAUUUUUGUUUGUUUUGUACUGUUGAUGCCUUGUGUUCAUGGCCGUCACAUGGAAAUAGAUUGGAGUUUGUGACCUUUGACCAAAUAGUUAUCGUUGGGGGGGGGGGGACUAUUGCUAGUCUCUAAUGAUAGAUACCCGACUUAGUCAGCUAAAAACUUUGUUGUCCGAGCUGCAGUAGACUAUACCACAUUCUCUUCACUGUGGAAUUCUAGGAACAACUGCUACACUUUGGGUGUAUAUUUCUUCAGAGAAACGAGUGAGUAGUAACUCUGUAGCAGUAUAAUUUUUUCAAGAAUAUAAUGUACAUCUGAGUUUCUUUUCUACAUAAUGAAUGUACAGGUCCUUAUAUUGUUAUUUUGUUUGUUACAACAAAGUUGAUACUUGUUUGUCCAGUAACUGGAUUAUUAAACAUUCAACAAAAUAUUCAUUUAAAAAUGAAAAUAACAUUUAAAAUGUCAUUUAAUUUGUUGUAUGUUUCUACUUGGUUCCAAAACCAUUAUAUACAGAAUGUAUGCAGUACUUUUAGUAAUUUGGUAUGCAGAUGCUUCUUGCACCCACAUUGCUUUUUUGUUAAUAAGCAAAGAUGAUAGCAGUAGCCUUAUUAACUAUUAUUUGCAAGAAUAUUGACUUGUGAUGGAUAAAUGAUGGACUUGAAGGCCUCUUACUUUAUUGUUCUGUUUAAAUGGCAGCUCAUACCCUUCACCAAACUGCCCAUGUAUUUCUUAGUAUAUGAUGUGUCUGACCUCAGAUUCUAUAUUAAAUCAUUUCUGUUGUGCAUUAGUGUGGCACACUGG